AAUCUAUAAAAUAAUAUUCAUUUCCUGUUGAUCUGACCUUUGACCUUCUGAGUGGCACUACUGGACCCUCAUAUAAAGGACUAAAGUAUAUUAAAAUAUAUUUUUCCAAACACACAUCCAUGACCCACUAAAGUCAACACCACGACCCUCUUAUAGGUCCCGUCCCGCUGGUUGAGCCUCACAGUCCGGGUUAAACUGGUGUCUGGUGUCUGACUGGACCACUUCCAGCGUACUUAUAAAGGUUUUACUGUAGUCCUCAGACCAUGUUGUGACUCCGUAGAGGUUUCUGGAGUCUUUCUGGACUCGGGUCUGGGGGCUGACACGGAAGUGGCCGGAGUGUCCUCUGCGCCGCGGACAUGCGCAGUGGCGCACUGGGUGUAGUCUGGAGUCUCGUCUUUUCCUGCUGGAGUUCGUGCAUGGCGGAGGACACAAAGAGCUGAGGCCGAGGCAGACAGCAGCACACCGGGAUCAGAGCUGUGGACGCGGCCUGGAGCGAAGACGACCUGCCGCUGCUGAACGCUCCCGCUGCGGGCAGAGACCGACAGAGCCCCGGGGGACCCACCGGGAACCGGACCGACGGAGACGAAGUUUGGGAAAGUUCAGGAAAGUUUGAGUCGGAGCGGCGGAGCCUGAGCUGGAGAGCAGAGACAAAAUGCCGAGGCUGAUCGGGGCUCUGGUGGCUCUGAGCUGGCUCGCGGUCUGCGUUCGGGCCGCCAUGGACGAGUGUUCGGACGAGCAGGGCUCCCCGCAGCGCUGCAUGCCCGAGUUCGUCAACGCCGCCUUCAACAUGACCGUGGUGGCCACCAACACCUGCGGGUCCCCCCCGGAGGAGUACUGCGUCCAGACCGGGGCCACGGGAGUCACCAAGUCCUGCCACAUCUGCGACUCCAGGGACCCCCGGAACCACCACAGCGCCGUGUUUCUGACCGACUACAACAACCAGCAGGACACCACCUGGUGGCAGAGCCAGACCAUGCUGGCCGGGAUCCAGUACCCGAACUCCAUCAACCUCACCCUGCACCUCGGUAAGGCCUUCGACAUCACCUACGUACGGCUCAAGUUCCACACCAGCCGUCCCGAGAGCUUCGCCAUCUACAAGCGGACGAGCGAGGACGGCCCCUGGGUGCCCUACCAGUACUACAGCGGCUCCUGUGAGAAGACGUACCAGAAACCGAGCCGCGGAUUCAUCCGCACCGGAGAGGACGAGCAGCAGGCGCUCUGCACCGACGACUUCAGCGACAUCUCGCCACUCACCGGAGGAAACGUGGCCUUCUCCACACUGGAGGGUCGACCCAGCGCCUACAACUUUGACCACAGCCCCGUCCUCCAGGACUGGGUGACCGCCACCGACAUCAGAGUGACCCUGAACAGGCUCAACACGUUUGGAGACGAGGUUUUCAACGACCCCAAGGUCCUCAAGUCAUACUACUACGCCAUCUCUGACUUCGCUGUGGGAGGAAGGUGUAAGUGUAACGGCCACGCCAGCGAGUGUGUGAGGAACAACGGUGGACGCGUGGUGUGUAACUGCAAACACAACACGGAGGGAGACGACUGCAACGUCUGCAAACCGUUCUACAACGACCGACCCUGGAGGAGAGCGACCGCCGACAACUCCAACGAGUGUCUGCCGUGCAACUGUAACGGGAAGAGCUCUGAGUGUUACUUCGACACCGAGCUGUACCGGGCCACGGGUCACGGAGGUCACUGCAGGAACUGCGCUGACAACACGGACGGGCCGAACUGUGAACGCUGCCUGGACAACUACUACAGAGACCAGAGCGGCGCCCGCUGUCUGCCCUGUGGCUGCAACACCGUCGGCUCCGAGUCUCCACAGUGUGACAACAGAGGAGUGUGUGCGUGUAAACCUGGCGUGACCGGAGAGAAGUGUGACCGCUGCCAGCCGGGCUACCACAGCAUGACCGAGGCUGGCUGCAGGCCGUGCUCUUGCUCGCCAUCUGGCAGCACACAGGAGUGUGACGUGAACACGGGACAGUGUCGCUGCAAAGACAACGUGGAGGGCUUCAGCUGUGACAGGUGUAAACUGGGCUACUUUAACCUGGACCCCAACAACCCUCAGGGCUGCACGCCGUGUUUCUGCUUCCAGCACUCGUCUGUGUGCGACAGCGCCGACGGUUACAGCGUGCACACCAUCGGCUCCUCCUUCAACAGAGAUGAUGAACAGUGGACGGCUCAGCAGCGUGACGGCUCCAGCGUCUCCGUCCAAUGGUCUCCCAGCGGACAGGAAAUCUCCCUCAUUUCAGACGACUACUUUCCCAUGUACUUCAUCGCCCCAGAGAAGUUUUUGGGGAACCAGAUGCUGAGUUAUGGACAGAACCUGACUCUGAGUUUCCGAGUCGACCGGCGGGACACUCGGCUGUCUGCGGAGGAUCUGGUCCUGGAGGGUGCGGGCCUCAGGGUAGCCGUCCCACUCAUCGCCCAGGGCAAUGCCUACCCCAAUGAGAACAUGCAGACCUACGUAUUCAGGCUCCAUGAUAGCGCCGAUUACCCCUGGAGGCCGACCAUCAGCCACUCAGACUUCCAGAAACUUCUCCACAAUCUUACAGCCAUCAAGAUCCGUGGCACCUACAGCGAAAGGAGUGCCGGUUACAUCGAUGACGUUUCCUUGGUGACGGCGAGGCGGGGCCCAGGUGCUCCUGCACGCUGGGUGGAGAGGUGCACCUGUCCUCAGGGUUAUCAGGGUCAGCACUGUGAGCAGUGCACCCUGGGAUACCGCCGCGCCCGCCCAGAGCUCGGACCCUUCAGCCCUUGUGAGCCGUGUAACUGUAACGGCCACAGCGAGGCCUGCAACCCCACCACUGGAGCGUGUGACUGUCGGGACAACACCGCGGGUUUGAGCUGUGAGCGCUGCAAAGAUGGCUUCUAUGGCGAUGCUACCCGGGGGACUUCAGGUGACUGUCAGCCAUGUCCCUGCCCAGCCGGAGCAACCUGCGCCGUCGUCUUCAAAACCAAAGAGGUGGUGUGCACCAACUGUCCUGCAGGAACCACAGGUAAGCGCUGUGAGCUUUGUGAUGACGGUUUCUUCGGCGACCCUCUUGGCCAGUCUGGUCCUGUCCGAGCCUGCCGCGCCUGUAAAUGCAGCGACAACAUCGACCCCAACGCCGUUGGAAACUGCAACCGUGAAACUGGAGAGUGUCUGAAGUGCAUCUACAACACCGAUGGCUUCUUCUGUGACCGCUGCAAGGAGGGUUACUACGGCAAUGCUCUGUCGACCAACCCCGCCGACAAGUGCAAACCUUGCUCCUGCUCACCUCUGGGCACCGUUGGUCGGCAGACGGCGUGUUCGCAGGUCACUGGUCAGUGUCCGUGUCUCCCCAAUGUGGCCGAACGUGACUGCAGCGCCUGUCAGCCCGGCUUCUUCAACCUGCAGAGCGGCAACGGCUGCGAACGGUGUAACUGCAAUCCCAUUGGCUCCACCAACGGUCAGUGUGACAUCAGCUCAGGCCAGUGCGAGUGUCAGCCUGGCGUCACUGGUCUGCAGUGUGAACGCUGUGAGGUCAACUUCUUCGGCUUCAGCUCGUCUGGAUGCAAACCAUGUGACUGCGACCCUGAGGGCUCCCAGUCGGGUCAGUGUAAGGAGGAUGGUCGCUGUGAGUGUCGUCCCGGCUUUGUUGGCGCUCGCUGCGACAUGUGCGAGGAAAACUACUUCUAUAACCGCUCUGCACCUGGAUGCCAGCAGUGUCCAUCCUGCUACAGUCUGGUCAGAGACAAGGUGAACCAGCAGAGGCAGAAGCUGCACGACCUGCAGACUCUGAUUGAUAACCUGGGCUCAGGUCAGGACACGGUCAGCGAUAAAGCCUUCGAGGAUCGCAUGAAGGAAGCAGAGAGAGCCAUCAUGGAGCUGCUGGAGGAGGCUCAGACCAGCAAAGAUAUGGACAAAGGCCUGCUGGACCGUCUGAACAACAUCAACAACACUCUGACCACCCAGUGGAACCGUCUGCAGAACAUCCGUAACACCGUGGACGACACAGGCACACAGGCCGACCGUGCACGCAACAGAGUCCGAGAUGCCGAGAACCUCAUCGACAGAGCCCGGCAGGAGCUGGACAAGGCCAGGGACGCCGUCAGUAAAGUGGACAUCAAACCACCAAGUGGCACCGGAGAUCCAAACAACAUGACGUUGCUGGCUGAGGAGGCUCGCAUACUGGCCGACAAGCACAAGAUGGACGCUGACCAGAUUGAGAAGAUCGCCAAAGACGCCAAUGACACGUCAACCAAAGCGUACAACCUGCUGCAGAAGACUCUGGAUGGAGAAAGCAAGACGAGUCAGGAGAUCGAUGAGCUCAACAAGAAGUACAAUGAGGCAAAGGAGCUGGCUAAGAAUCUGGAGAAACAGGCCAACAAGGUGCAAGCUGAGGCUGAGGAGGCUGGGGACAAAGCUCUGAAGAUCUUCGCCAACCUCACCAGCAUACCGGCGCUGGACACCAAGGCUCUGGAGGAUGAAGCUAAAAAGAUCAAGAAGGAGGCGUCGGACCUUGACAAGCUGAUCGACAAGACGGAGAAGGAAUACAACGACCUGAGAGACGAUCUGAAGGGCAAAGAGCAGGAAGUGCGCAAACUGUUAGAGAAGGGCAAAAGUGAGCAGCAGACUGCGGAUCAGCUGCUGGCACGAGCAGACGCUGCCAAAGCUCUGGCAGAAGAGGCGGCGAAGAAGGGUCAGUCCACAUUCAGAGAGGCUGAGAGCAUCCUGGAGGACCUCCGAGACUUUGACAAGCGUGUCAAUGACAACAAAACUGCCGCUGAAGAUGCUCUGAAGAAGAUCCCCGCCAUCAACGCCACCAUCAUGGCCGCCAACGAGAAGACCAGGCAAGCAGAGGCAGCGCUCGGCAAUGCAGCCAACGAUGCCAAAGAGGCCAAAACCAAGGCGGAGGAGGCCGAGAGGAUCGCCAGCAACGUGCAGAAGGGCUCAGCUAAGACCAAAGAGGAUGCAGAGAAGGCGUACCAGGACACGAACAAGCUGGACGAGGAGGUCGACAACAUGAUGGAUCAGCUGAGCACCGCUGAGCAGGAGCUGGCGAAGAAGAAGGCCGAGGCAGACCAGGACAUGAUGAUGGCGUCGAUGGCAUCAGACAACGCGAAGGAGGCCGAGGCUAACGCCCGCAAGGCCAAGAGUGCCGUCAAGAUGGUUCUGAGCACCAUCACAGCCCUGCUGGAUCAGCUGGGAAACAUCGACAAGGUUGACCUGAGCAAGCUGAACCAGAUCGAAGAGUCCUUGAAGAGUGCCAAGGGCAAGAUGGCCAACAGUGAGCUGGACAGGAAGCUGACCGAGCUGAACGACGUGGCGCGGAGCCAGGAGGACAUGAUCAACGACUACGACCGGCAGAUCCGCGAGAUCCGCAGCGACAUCCUCAACCUGGAAGACAUCAAGAAAACGUUACCCGAGGGCUGCUUCAACACGCCGUCCCUGGAGAGGCCUUAACCCGCCCACCUCCUCCUCCUCCAUCCACCUCCGACACCCCCCCCGUCAUGUCUAACCAACGGCGAACACGCCGACUUUUACCAAAACAGUUUUUUAACUUUUUGUUUCAGAUUCUUGUCUUUGUUUUUCCUCAUGAGAGAGAAGCCAAUAUUUCAUCACGAAACAGAAGCAGCUGUUUUUGUUUUGUCUUUAAAGUUUUGUUCGUUCGAGACGCAGUAACGUGGUUUCGGUAGCAUGAACUAAGCGGCGCAGAGAAGCCGUGCAGAGGUGGAGGAACCUCAGAGAAAACCCAGAACCACAAACCCGACGUGACUGCACCGUCUGCUCCGAUGAGGAAGUUUCACUGACACAAAAACCACGCAGAGAGCUCCUCACACUGCGAGGAACGUCUCGACUUUUACUUUUCUGUCUGACCAGCCAUUACCCAUCAGUCCCUGGGCACACUUCAGAGUUCAGCUGAAAGUCGGCUCCACAGCGUUCAAACACUUCCUCCUUUUAAACAGCCAUGUUUUCAGACAGCACAGUGAAGGAACCUUUUCUCCCAAAGCUGCGACACCUCAUCACUCCUCUUCAGCAGUAUUUUACCCCACAAACCGGGCUGUGAUGCUCAGAAACGCUGCUCCUGCUCGCUGGGGUGAACGACCCCUCUGAAGUCCAGAGAAAAACCUUUAGAUCUUGUUGGAGCCAGAUUUAGUAUCCUGUUUCCACAAGCUAUGGUCCUGGUUUAGGGUUAGAAGAUAUUUUCUUUUUUGCAUAAGAGUUUUACAUUGCUUUGAAAAGGAAAAUGAUGCAUAGAAAAUAUUAUCUUGGCACAUGCCACAUAUCUUGUUUCUUGUAGGAUCUUGUAAAGCAAAAAAAAUGUGAAUAUCCUGAUACCACUUUUUCCCCUCAAAAUUUAAUAUCUAUUUUCCCAAAAAGGAGGGAUCUCAAGUUUUUAGGUUUAGAAGAUUUUAAACAAGUUAUUAAAUCAGGCUCAUAUGAUAGGGAUCUUACGAGAACAUGAUAACUUUUACACCAAGUUUUAACACUGAUGCACUAGAUAUUUUUCCUAAACAUUAUGUGAGACAGUAGCUGACUGUGAAAGUAACUAGUUAAUAUCUUGUUCCUCAGAUCCAUACUUAAUGCCCAUACUUGUUUUAGAAACAGAGUCUUUAACUUGACAGAUAUGUCUAAUGUGCAAGAUAUUAAACUGGUAAGCUACCUUGAGAAAUAGAACAGUGAACAAAAUAUGCUAGCUUCUGAGCACAACAUGUGACGUUAACAUUCUCAGUGUCAUCUUGUGUGCACAAGAUAUGAUUGUUUAUGAACAUAAAAUGUAAAUAUCUUGUGAGCAAGAUUGAUAUUCCUCAUCAAAAUGUAAUGUCUUGUUUUCCAAAAGGGAGGCAAGAUGUUUUUUUAUUCACACAAGCUAUAUUUUCAUUCUAAUAUGAUCAGAUUCUUGUGGGAACAAUACGAUAACUUUCGCACCACUUGUAAUAGCUCAUGCGCAAGAUAUUUUAUUCUACUUCUCCUAUGUCAUCUUGGGUGCAGAUGAUAGUGGUGGUCUCUAUCUUAGAAUUUUAAAAAAAGUGACAUCUUGUUUUAUUCUGUUGCCCAAGUAGAUGUCUAAUGCGCAAGAUACUGAACUGUACACAUAGGAUAUUGAUCAGACGGACAAGUGAGACAAAUGUAGCUUCUUUGCACAAGGAGGCACCUAUUGAAAGAUAUUUUUUUGAUCACACAAGAUUUGAAUUUAUUCUAAUGUGAUCGAGAUCUUGUGGAAACAUGAUAACUUCACACCAACUUAAAAAGCACAUACAUAAGAUAUUUCAUCCUACGUAUCCUAUGUCAUUUUGGGUGCAGAUGAUACCCAUUUGUUUUAAAAGAAAAGUUAGUUUCUUGAUUUAACAUCUGAAUCUUUUAAAAACAAUAUCUUGUUUCAGUAUCUUGCUUGAGAAGAUAUUAUGUCUUAUGUACAAGAUACAAAACUGCACAAAAGAAAUAAAAGAGAGACUUGAACCAAAUAUGCUAGCUGCUAUACACAAAAUAUGGCUGUUUACUUUCUUGGUAUCAUCUUGUGUGCACAAGAUAUGGAUCUUGAGCGGAGAAUGGAGUUGCAUGGUUUUAAUAUCUUAGUUUUAAGCACAAAAACAUCUUGUUUAGUUAAUAUUUUGUUCCUUAAAAGGAUUGGAUCUUGAGUUGGGGCUAGAGGGUACUGUUAGCUACAUGGGAGGAGAUAAAUUGUGCUUGUAGGAUAUUGAUAUUCUGGAAACAAGAUGAUCACUACUGCAUCAAAAUUUCAUCCCUCAUGUGUAAUGUAUAAUCUUAUACACAUCAGGUCAUCUUGCAAGCCCAAAUGUAGAAUUUUUAGUUGGAGAUAGAAGUUAUGUUUUCCUUAGGAAAACAAAUUGUGCUUGCAGAUCUUCUGGCAACAAGUCGAUCACUUGUGCACUAAAAAAGCAGAUUUCUAUUUGCAAGAUGUUUUUUUUUUACACUCCAAAUGCGGUCUUGCAUGCGUAUGAUUUGGGAAUAUCUUGUCAGAAAGAGCCAUACCUUGCAUGCGUUUGUUAACAUGUUGUUUCUAAGAUCAUCUCUGGUUCUAGAGAAGGACGCAGGAUUUAAGCUACGUGAGGCAGAGAUUUUUUUUAAUUUCAUGACUUGUAUGCUUGUAUUUACCCUUGUCAGACAGGAUUGUAUCUUGUGCCAACAGGAUAGUAAAGGUUCAGGACUUCAGGAGCUCUGUCUGUAAAUCAGCCCCGACCUUUCUCUCCAUGGUCAAACAUUUCCUGAACUGACAUUUAAACACUACAUUUCUUGUAUUUUUAUGGUCUGUUCUGUCAGAAGUCGCUGCUUUUCACUGGUUUUUACAGAUCACACAUUAACGUUUUCUUCCAGGCUCAAUCCAACACUAUGCAACUUUGUACAUUUGCGUAGCGAGAAUUUUAUCUGAUACACUGGUGCUAAUAAUUAUUUCAAAUGUUAUAUUUUUGUGUGAAUGUUUUUUAUUAUGACAUAGAGUGAGGAAUUUGUUAUUUGUGUAAAUAUAUGCUUAAAUGAUUCAGGACUGGCUGAUUUUACCAGAGAAGCUCCAUCAUGCAAACAGCCGCGUUAAGUUCUAUCACAAUCAAUCAACGGAAACCUCCAGGUUAAAUAUAUAUAAAUAUCUAUGAUAACGUCUGUGGUAUGUUAUUAUUAUAAUAUGCUUGCUUGUAUACACAGCUCAGUGUUGCUGCCUCAUAGCGAUGCCAAUAUUUCGUUUGUGUUUUAUUGAUUUUUUGUGGCUUUUCACAAAUUAAUUCAACCUAACUGAUUUCUUUAAGUUUUUUUUUUUUUUUUUUUUUGACCCUUUUUACCAAUCAGGACAUGUUUUAAAGUGGGCGUCUGCUGCCUCACCAAUCAUUUUACUGAACUUAUCCCGAGAUAAGCUCGGACACGUUGCUACUGUAGUUGAAUUAGUGUUUUGUGCCUUAAUAUAAAGUGCAGUCUAAUCACAGCUCCGACGAGGGCGCCCACCUUUUUAUUUCACCAAAAUUUUUCUUGUUCACCGUCUCCUCAUGUCGGUACCAACGCAGGGCGAUUUUAAGGAUCAGGUCCUAAACUGAAUGAUUCACAGCAGAGCUUUAGUUUUUAUUUAGAUCAUUCUCUUGCAGGUAAACAGACGAAUCCUUAAAUCUCCAGAGUUUCUGUUUAUCUGUGAAGGAUCAUCUUGAAUGUCAGACUCACUGAUUUGUUUCCUGUUUUCUUUUUAACGUUAUUUCCUCCCUCCAUCCAGACGGCUGCUCUUCAGGUCGUGCAGCACACUCACUCACUCACACUCACGAUGUAUAAACAGUAUUUUAAGUUAUAAUAAUGUACCAGUUAUUUGUAUUGUAACCCUGUUGUCUUAGGCGGUGGUGAGCGUGCUGCACAGCCUGCAGAGGCGUCUGCAGUGUUUUUAUUCUGACGUCGUGUUUGCAGCCCUGUGAGGACCUGAACGAUGACCCUGUUUGUUCACAUGUGCCUGUAAAUCCAAACUUAACAUUUGAAUAAUAAAAAAUUAUUACAGGAA
Molecule: messenger RNA, 9464 nt
Organism: Cheilinus undulatus (humphead wrasse)
Lineage: Eukaryota; Metazoa; Chordata; Actinopteri; Labriformes; Labridae
Gene: lamc1
Product: laminin, gamma 1
Exons: 28
Coding region: 653-5437 (1594 amino acids)
Molecular function (GO): extracellular matrix structural constituent
Source: RefSeq, a predicted model, not a curated record